CUCGCACUUCUCAGCCAGCAGCCGUCCACUCACCGCUUCUUCUCCACCAUCGCUUUCCUCAUCCUCACGUCUCUCCCACAGGCGCCUAAUCACAAGCUAUCAGACAUUUGACCACUCACGCGUCUGAUUUCUCCCCCGAGUUGUGUCUCACUCGCGCUCCCUUCCUCAUCUCUAUCAUCAGCUGCCCAAUUCUCUGUGCAACCCCCGAACAUGGCGCAUACAAACGGCAAUGGAGCUCAGUCUCACCACACCCAGGCUUUCCAUCGCACUUCCCUCUCCUUCUCACCUCCCACCUUCAAUGGAGCAGGAAGUUUCAGCGGGAUGAUGGCGGCUCAAGCAGCCCACGUUCCCGUUCCCGUACCUCAUGGAGCUGCGGGCGGACAAUCCUUCUCGCCCACUUCUGCUUCUCCUUCUCAUGGCCGCUCCAUCUCCAUCCCAGCAGGCGACCACGCCUCUAGACCCCGACUGCUCACCCCCUUCGAUCAAGGGGACAUCAAGAUUCUUCUCCUCGAGAAUAUUUCUCAAGGUGCGGUGGCUUUGCUCAGGAAUCAGGGCUACCAGGUUGACCAUGUCACAAAAGCUUGGAGCGAGGAAGAAUUAAUCGAGAAGAUUGGGGAUUACCACGUCAUCGGAAUCAGGAGCAAGACGAGACUUACAGCCAAGGUCUUCCGAAAGGCCGCAAAGCUGCUCUCUGUCGGGUGUUUCUGCAUCGGUACAAACCAAGUGGACUUGGAAGCAGCGGCCAAAGCAGGUGUUCCCGUCUUCAACAGCCCAUUUGCCAAUUCUCGCAGCGUGGCCGAAUUGGUGAUUGGCGAGAUGAUCUGCUUGUCUCGUCAACUUGCCGAUCGCACGCUAGAGAUGCGCGCCGGAGAGUGGAACAAAGUGUCGAAGAGCUGCUACGAAGUGCGCGGAAAGACAUUGGGCAUCGUGGGGUAUGGGCACAUUGGAAGUCAAUUGAGCGUAUUGGCGGAAAGCAUGGGCAUGAGCGUGCUCUACUAUGAUGUGGUACCGCUCAUGCCGCUCGGAACUGCAAGGCAGGUGGAUGCGAUCGAAGACCUUCUUGCCAACAGCGAUUUCGUGUCGCUGCAUGUGCCAGAGCUGCCGGAGACGAGGAACAUGAUCAGCACUGCGCAGUUGGCAGCUAUGAAGAAGGGCUCUUACCUGCUCAACAAUGCGCGCGGAACCGUCGUCGAUCUUCCAGCGCUGGUGGAGAGUCUGGAAACUGGACAUCUGGGAGGCGCAGCAAUCGACGUGUACCCCAAGGAACCGGCAGCAAACGGACCAAACACGUUCACAGACAACUUGAACGGCUUUGAGAGCCGAUUGAGAGCGUGCAAGAACGUAAUUUUGACCCCUCACAUUGGAGGCAGCACAGAAGAAGCGCAAAAGAUGAUCGGUACGGAAGUGGCGACCGCAUUGAUCCGCUACAUCAACUUUGGCGCGUCUACCGGAAGCGUCAAUUUCCCCGAGGUCGCUCUCAGAGCCAUUACGGAAGGAGACAAGGGAAUGACGAGAUUAUGUUAUGUGCACAACAACGUGCCGGGAAGUCUCAAGGCUGUCAAUGAGAUCUUGGCGGAUUACAAUGUUGAGAAACAGUCAAGCGAUAGCUUUAGGGACUUGGCUUACCUGCUUGCGGACGUGGCCAACCUGGACCAGGCGGACCUGAGGGAGGUGUACGACAAGAUCACGAAGACCAAGGCCAACAUUCUGACCAGGGUGUUGUCGUAGGCUUGGACACCUUGCAAUGGUUUGUAAGCUCCCACUCGCGCACUCGCCAUCGACGGACGCCUUCAAGCCAAAAUAGUUUCGGUAUUGAAGCGCACUCGAGCUUUCCGUGCUGGCCCCUGACAAAACCCCAUCCAUCUAUCCUAGACCGUUUGCACUGCCUAUGAGGUCCCCUCCGUCUUGAAUACUACUCAUCCAUCAAGUCGAUCCUCUAUCCGCCCAACUUCGAAACUUCAUUGAGCAUAAUCAAUGCUCCCCUCGCCUCACCGUUCCGAUUGAGCAAAAGUUGGGGCUGAUUUCCCCAUCCUGGUCUCAAUCGACUCAAACGUUAUGUUUAUAUGUCUUGUACCAUGGCCAUCCCUUUUCCCUCUCUUUUCCUUAGCGCCUAGAUCGCAAGAUAUUGAUGCCUUCAACAGCA
This is a messenger RNA of Ceraceosorus guamensis, 2143 nucleotides long. RefSeq lists its product as hypothetical. Gene Ontology annotation, molecular function: oxidoreductase activity, acting on the CH-OH group of donors, NAD or NADP as acceptor; NAD binding. Lineage: Eukaryota; Fungi; Basidiomycota; Exobasidiomycetes; Ceraceosorales; Ceraceosoraceae. The transcript is spliced from 2 exons. The coding region runs from base 211 to 1728 and encodes 505 amino acids. The record is from RefSeq and is a predicted model, not a curated record.